Molecule: messenger RNA, 2843 nt
Organism: Anolis sagrei ordinatus
Lineage: Eukaryota; Metazoa; Chordata; Lepidosauria; Squamata; Anolidae
Gene: NAA30
Product: N-alpha-acetyltransferase 30, NatC catalytic subunit
Biological process (GO): N-terminal peptidyl-methionine acetylation
Cellular component (GO): NatC complex
Molecular function (GO): protein-N-terminal amino-acid acetyltransferase activity
Source: RefSeq, a predicted model, not a curated record
UAAAAACACACACACACACACACACUCUCUCUCUUUGGUCGCGGCCUGGUCCUGACAGGAAGCCUCUGCCUCGCUUUACGGCCGAGCGGGAGGCGACGCGGCCGCUGCUGAGGAGACUUCGGGGACAUGGCGGAGGUACCGCCGGGGCCUAGUCGCAGCCUGCUCGCCUCCUCGCCUCCCUCGCUGCUUCCGCCCUUCCCAGGAGCCGCCGAAGAGGAGGAAGAAGAGGAGGAGGGGGAAGGGCGGAGGAGGAGGAGAAGGCCCGAGGAAGGAGAAGGAGAAGGCGAGGCCGGGGAUGGAGGCCUACCUCUCCACCGCCCGCCGUGCCCGCCGCACCGCCUCCACCACCAGCUCAACGGGCUCAUCGCGGGGCCACACUUGCGGGGCGCCCUCAAGGGCAAGGCCUUGACUGGCGUGGGCCACGAAGAGCCACCCACCCACAGCAACCACCUCCGCCGUGUCUCCCUCCCCAAAGCAAGGACUGCCCAGCACCACCACCGGGACAGGAACGGGCUGGCCUUGGGAGCCGAAGAAGGGGACGACAGCGAGGACAAGGACGACGAAGACGACGAAGAACAAGAGUCCCUGCUCCUCCUCUCCAGGUCUUUGGCACAGAAAUGCUCCACCGGGCCCCCCACCGCCGCCACAGACUCUUCCUGGCCUUCGGGGCAAGCGGAGGAGGAGGAGGACCCCACGAUACGAUAUGUGCGCUACGAGUCCGAGCUGCAGAUGCCAGAUAUCAUGAGACUGAUCACCAAAGAUCUGUCGGAACCCUACUCCAUUUACACUUAUAGGUAUUUUAUCCACAACUGGCCUCAGCUUUGCUUUUUGGCAAUGGUAGGAGACGAGUGCGUAGGUGCCAUCGUCUGCAAGUUGGAUAUGCACAAAAAGAUGUUUCGCAGAGGUUAUAUAGCCAUGUUAGCAGUGGAUUCCAAAUACAGAAGAAAAGGCAUAGGUACAAACUUGGUAAAGAAAGCUAUUUACGCCAUGGUUGAAGGAGACUGUGAUGAGGUUGUCUUGGAGACGGAGAUCACAAACAAGUCCGCAUUGAAACUUUAUGAAAACCUUGGCUUUGUACGAGACAAGAGGCUGUUCAGAUACUAUUUAAACGGAGUUGAUGCACUGCGUCUUAAACUGUGGCUGCGUUAACCGGAGGACUCUUCUUCCCAGCCAACAUGGCAGCGGCGUCCUUUGCAUGCAAUGCAAUUUAUGUGGAAUUGCUUUGCAAGUGGACUUAACUUCCAUGCAGCUCUUCUCUGUGAGUGUCUCAUCGACCGUCGCCCCUAAAUCGUUGCACUGUGUGGCAUGGCGCAUCUUGUUCUGAAUUUACGAGCGGUUGUUUCAGACUCCAGAUCCUCUUGGUAACCAAGAAGAUGUGCCACUAGGUAGUCAAGAUACUAUCUCUUCAUUUGCAAGUCUACUGACUCCUGUUAUAUAAAUGGUGAACAUUUUAUCUAAGAACCUGUGUAUGUGGAACACAACUUUCUUUUGGUUCAAGAGAGAGAGAAAAGCCAAUGUAGAUUGUAAAAUUCUAUAAGUAUACUAACAUUUCAUACAAAAACUCACCAUAGUUUUCUUUUUUUCUGGGGAAAAUGAAAACAGCUUCAACUUUAGGUUUUAUUUUUCAAUAUUGAACUUUCCAUUCUUAAAUAUUGGUACCUCAGUGAUUAGUGGAUGAAAAAAAUGUAUUGUAGGGUGGGGUGUGUGUUACAUCGAGUAACGGUAACAAUUACAUUGCGUCUGCCAGUGCCUGUAUAGAAACGUAUAUUUGUCUCCACCGCUAAUUUUUGAGUGCAUGCUUUUUUUUCUCUUGAUUUUAUUUUUUUGUCUUUGCAAGAAUGGCUUUUAUUUAAAUUCUGGAUUUGAUAAUAAAUUAUUUCAUUUAUAAUUUGGAUACUUCUCCCACGUGGGGGUCUUUACGAAGCCCUUCUCUUCAAGCAAGAAUGGUAAGCUAUCUUUCUAUCAAGAGACAAACAAAAACCAUGAGUAGCUGCUAAAAGGGAGUCUGAUGCACUUUUUCCUUUAAAGAGAGUGAGGGAUCUUUUUUUGAACAAAUUAAUGUAAAUCGUUUUGAUUUUUCAAAAUUAUCGCCAGAAUAGUACACCCAUUAUUUGAAAGCAGUUGGAACAACCUAGUGUUCAUAUGGAUUCAUGUUGUGUUGCUUCCAUACUCUAAAAACGUCCCAUCCUUUCAUUUUUUAUCUUGAAAGCACAUUUCCAAGUGCUUCAUCAUGUGCUUUCUCUCCAUUUCCUCUUAAAGUUUUUCAUAAGCCAAAACCCUUGCUGUUUUAAUUUUCUCCUACCUUUUUUUUUUUUGGCAGAAGAAUAUCCAAAGUCUGGAUUUGGAACAUUACCCCUUUUUAAAAUGGGCUCCAUGGGCUUGUUCAAACUUAGCAUCCUUUUUUCAGCAGUUACACAGUGUGUACUUCUGUCUGUCAGUGCAAUAUGUAAAGCAAAUCACUUCUUUUUGGCAGUUCAGCAAUGACAGCAUUGGUAAAUAAUAAAUAUAUAUAUAUAUGAGCAAAGCAUAAAAAUGACCCUAGAUGACUCAUGGGGAAAAAACGCUUCCUUCUAUUGAGAGAAAAAUCUUCAGAAUUCAACUUUUGCCUUACUAUGUUGUAUGUUAAGGAUUCAACCUGUCAUUUUGUAAUAUGGUUCGAGUUACUGUACAUUUGAGAGGACCUGGACCUCCAGUCGCCCUUUGAAGAAAAAAAGACCCGUUCUGGACAGCUUAGUAAGUUUAAAGGAAGGCCAUCCUUAUUUUGCACAGACUGAGCAUUUCCCCCACUAUGUAUAAGUUGUGAAUUGUAUUUGGGACAAAUAAAGGAUUUUAAUUUAAAACUG